CCCCGUGCCACGCCGGCCGAUUGUAGAUAAAGGGCGUUUACCAGCAUCACCCAUCCAAUCAUCCACUGUGACGCUGUGUAGUGUGCGUACUGCUGCUACUGCUCGCACCUCGGCUCGCACUCGCAACCCGCUCCCCGCCACCUCCUUUUCAACCCAAAGACCCGUUUCUCGGACGCCGCGCCCCGCGCCUUCCGCUUAAACCCCGCAGCGCCGUGCAUCACCGCCGCCGCCGCCGCUCAGCAGUCAUGCACGAGUGCGCCGUGGCGCAAUCCUAACCGCACCGCGCCUAAGGUCUCUCCACGGUGGUCUGAAAGUCAAGUUAUUAGUACGACGCCAUGGUGGCAGGCCGUGUCAAGGCGGCCAUGGGCUUCCAGCGCAGCAGCCCAAAGUCGCCGGCGCCGGAAGCGGCGUCUCCAUCUCCUUCCCGGACGCCUAGCCGGGCGCCUCCCCCGUCGGGCUCCGCGUCCACCACCGCCGGCUCGGCGCCGUCCAAGGCGUCGGCGCUCGCGCGGUCCUUCGGCGCCUACUUCCCGCGGUCCUCGGCGCAGGUGCGCCCCGCCGCCGCCCGCGCGCCGCCGCAGGUCGCGGAGCUGCUGCGCGCCAUCGAGCAGCUCCAGGAGCGGGAGUCGCGCCUCCGCGUGGAGCUGCUGGAGCAGAAGAUACUCAAGGAGACCGUCGCCAUCGUCCCGUUCCUGGAGGCCGAGCUCGCGGCCAAGAGGAGCGAGCUCCAGCGGUGCAGGGACACCGCGGACCGCCUCGAGGCCGAGAACGCGCGGCUGUGCGCCGAGCUCGACGCCGCCGCGCUCGAGGUCACGAGCAGGAAGCAGAGGAUCGUCGAGCUGGAGAAGGAAAUGGCGGAGCUGCUGAGGAAGCAACAGGAGGCGGCGGACGCCGACGACUGCUCCUCGUCCGCUUCGGCGCCGAAUAACGAGCAUCUCGAGAGCUCAUCCACCGCGGCGCCAAACCGUGCGAGUUUGGCUCAGCUUGGUGCGGAGCGGCCGUACAUUCCGCCGCCCCCAGCGCCGCCGCCAGCAGCGCCUUUCAAGCCCAACAAGUCCUACUUCUCCGCGUCGUCGCACCCUUCGCCCGCUACAAGCUCGUCGCCACCCUCGCCGUCUUCCUCCACGUCCACCUCGUCGUCUUCACCGGCGCACUCCCGCUCGUCGUCGGAUACGGCAGCCGCUCCAAGACCCCGCGUGAUAGUAGAGCUCUCCAAGCUGCCACCCAUACCUCCGCCGCCGCCGCUAUGCCAUCCUCCGCCACCGCCACCUCCACCUCCCAGCAGGAGCAAGAGAUUCUCUCCCUCGAGCUCAGCCAGAGUCGACGGGAGCGCAGCCGCCACCGCCGCCGGCCCACCUCCCCCGCCUCCUCCCCCUCCGGCAAGGAGGCCGCCGUUCGGCGCCGCGCCACCACCGUCGGGGCAAUGCGACGUCAGGCGCGUGCCCGAGGUGGUGGAGUUCUACCACUCGUUAAUGCGGCGGGAAUCCAAGAGGGACGGCGGUGUCGGAAGUGAGGCCACGAACGGCGCCGGCGUGGCGACGACGCGCGACAUGAUCGGCGAGAUCGAGAACCGGUCGGCUCACCUCCUCGCGAUCAAGUCGGACGUGGAGAGGCAGGGCGACUUCAUCCGGUUCCUGAUCAAGGAAGUGGAGGGCGCGGCGUUCGUGGGCAUCGAGGACGUCGUGAGCUUCGUCAAGUGGCUGGACGACGAGCUGUCGCGCCUGGUGGACGAGCGCGCGGUGCUGAAGCACUUCGAGUGGCCGGAGCACAAGGCGGACGCGCUCCGCGAGGCCGCGUUCGGCUACUGCGACCUCAGGAAGCUGGAGGCGGAGGCGGCCUCGUUCCGCGACGACGACGCGCGGCAGCCCUGCGCCGCCGCGCUCAAGAAGAUGCAGGCGCUCUUCGAGAAGCUGGAGCACGGCGUGUACAACCUCGCCCGCGUCCGGGACGCCGCCACGAGCCGGUACACCCGGUUCCAGAUCCCCUGGGAGUGGAUGAAGCAGGACACCGGCAUCGUCAGCCAGAUCAAACUCCAGUCGGUGAAGUUGGCAAUGAAGUACCUGAAACGGGUCUCCUCCGAGCUUGAGGUAAUCAAGGGAGGCCCUGAAGAGGAGGAACUGAUGCUUCAAGGAGUACGGUUCGCCUUCAGAGUACACCAGUUUGCAGGUGGAUUCGACGUGGACACCAUGCGAGCCUUCCAGGAGCUCAAGGAGAAGGCGUCCAUGUGCCGGAUACAACGGCACAAGCAGCACCGUCAUCUGCGGCAGCACAGACUUGUCGCCAGGGCCUGAGGAGUGAUGACCAGAGCAUGCAGUUCUUAUAUGGUCGAUCUAUCUAUACGCCAUCAUCUCGUCCGUCGCCAGUGGCAUAGUAUGAUUUGUCGAUUGUUUUUUCUUUUUCUCCUUUUGCUGCGAGAAAUAGUUGAGGAUUGUCUAUUCUGCUGUAAACGCUCCAGUAAUGUAACUAAUGAACAACCUCUGUAUCUUUUUAGGAGAAAUCUGUGUUUAUUACAGGCUCAUCCUUCGUUCUUCCAAUAUCUGUUUUUGUCAAAAGCAUUGUGCUUAUUACUGAUUAUUGUAUGUAAAAUUUGCCGCUA
Messenger RNA from Sorghum bicolor (sorghum), 2596 nucleotides. Its product is annotated as protein CHUP1, chloroplastic. Gene Ontology annotation, biological process: chloroplast organization. Gene Ontology annotation, cellular component: chloroplast outer membrane. The transcript is spliced from 5 exons. NCBI's taxonomy places the organism in Eukaryota, Viridiplantae, Streptophyta, Magnoliopsida, Poales, Poaceae. The record is from RefSeq and is a predicted model, not a curated record. Bases 336 to 2291 code for a protein of 651 amino acids.